UUUACAACAACGUUAGCAAGUGAGCCGUACAUUUUGCAAGCAAUGAAAACGGAAACUCAAGCAGAGAAGCGUAAGAGCAUAAGCGAACUCCAUCGAAGUAGAUACAAGCGCAACAGCAUUUCGAAAACCAAUGAAGAAUCCCGACGUCGCCGACUGGCCAUUGACCAAGCACUUCGCCGAAAACAUCGCGAACAGCUUAUAACUGCAAAGCGGUUCCGGCACUUGACUCAGAAAGAAGAGUAUGAGAGUGCUGGAGAGGAUGACGGAGACUACCCGGUCAAUUACGAAUUGAAUACUCACGAUAUUUCCAAACUUGAGGAGGAGUUGAAGAGUAGUUCCCACGAAGUUCGACUUGAUGCCGUGAAGUUUUUGGGAAGAGCACUUUUCGAUCCAUCGAAAGCGGUGCACGACUUUGUAGUUGAUGGCGAUUGUGUCAAUUUACUCACGCAACUUUUGACUGCUGGAGAUCCAGAUGAACAGCUCCAAGCUGUCGUCGGCAUAACCAAUAUUGCUGCUGGAUCUUACGAAUUUUGCAUUAAGGCUACAUCCACUAUUCCAUACCUUGUCUCGUAUCUCAAGGAAUCCAACGUAGCAUUGCAAGACCACUCUGCAUGGGCGCUAGGUAAUAUGGCAGUGGAAAGUGAUGAAAUAAGAUCAAUGCUGAGAAAGAAUGGAGUCCUACAACCUUUGGUCAAUUUACUCGAUUCCUCGGAUUCCAACUUGGUGCAAACUGCUUGCUUUGCUUUAUCCAACUUGGCUCGUGGUCCGAAUGCACACCUUGAAGAAUUCUUUCAAGCCGGUAUUAGCCCUAAACUGGCAUCCCAUCUCAUCAAUAACACACCUGACACCGUUACUGAAAUAUGCUGGGUUCUGAGUUAUUUGACGGCUGGAAGCGAUCAGUUCAUUGGGCAACUGUUGAAUGAAGGAAUUGCACCCUUGCUUGUCCAAAAUAUGGAACCGCUACACUCACAAGGUGCACUGGCUUUACCUCUCAUUCGUACAUUUGGCAAUAUUGCAAGUGGGCCAGACGACUAUACUGAUAUCCUCAUCAAGGAGCAAAUAUUCUUACCUGGUAUUAUCAGCUUUUGCCAGUCAGAUUGCAGGCCUGUCAAGAAGGAAUCGCUUUGGGUCCUUUCCAAUAUUACAGCUUCCCGCCGCCCCGAAGUCCUUGAAAAGGUCAUUCAAGCGGGCGCCAUCCCAAUUCUAACCGAAAUUGCCUCACAUACCAAUUUCGACAUACGCAAAGAGGCGGCGUUCAGCUUGACCAAUAUUGCCUGCCAUGGAACCAAGUACAUACAAGCGUUGCCCAACAAUGUUUUACUACCAGGAUAUUUGGAAUUUGUACGGUCAGAGGAUCCAGAGCUGAUCAAACUCGGUUUGACAUAUCUGCAAUUGCUGCUGACCCAUGUGCCUGAGGGAAAGUCGCUUAUGCAAUCCAUUCCUGAUAGCAUCUAUGCUCUUGAAUCAGUCACACUCAGCACCCAUUCCGAUUUGUGUCGAACCGCCAGCGUUUUGAUGGACACUUAUUUCGGAGAAAACAACGAAGGCGUUGAACAAGAUAUACUUGCCUGAAAGGAGGUGCUGUGUCGAUAUAGGAAGUACGAUGUAUAGCCCAAAAAAAUGAAAGGGACCAAAAAAAAAAAAAAUAGGUGUAAAUAAAUUCUUGCUUUUUCAUACUUACCCCGUUGUCAUAGUUCAUUCACACUUUUGAUGGACUGCUUUGCACAUCCACCAUAACAUAUCCGAAUAAAGGGGGGCUAUGCGAUACCAGGGUAAAGGCAAGCAAUAAGCGUUGCAGAGAAUCAAUUG
Molecule: messenger RNA, 1809 nt
Organism: Umbelopsis ramanniana AG
Lineage: Eukaryota; Fungi; Mucoromycota; Umbelopsidomycetes; Umbelopsidales; Umbelopsidaceae
Exons: 13
Coding region: 43-1572 (509 amino acids)
Biological process (GO): NLS-bearing protein import into nucleus
Cellular component (GO): cytoplasm; nucleus
Molecular function (GO): nuclear import signal receptor activity; protein binding
Source: RefSeq, a predicted model, not a curated record